Messenger RNA from Cutaneotrichosporon oleaginosum, 1098 nucleotides. The record is from RefSeq and is a predicted model, not a curated record. Lineage: Eukaryota; Fungi; Basidiomycota; Tremellomycetes; Trichosporonales; Trichosporonaceae.
CCCAAUAGCACAAAACAAUGUGGCUCGGGAUGCGUCAACACUCAAAACGACAACCAAAACUGCGGGUCCUGCGGGAUCAUAUGUGCUUGGGGUGCGUCAUGCAGCGACAGCACGUGCAAGUGUCCACCCGGCACGAGCGUGUGCGAUAGCCGCAUCGUUGCGCCGCCCGGGUGGUGGCGGGGCGCGUGCCAAGACCUCAUGAGCGACAGAUUCAACUGCGGCGGGUGUGGCAAGGUCUGUGGGUCCGGCACGUCGUGCAAGAACGGGAUGUGUGUGGGCGAUAAUGGGUGUAAACAAGAUGCUGUCAGGUGCAAGGGGGUCUGCGCAGACCUCCAGACUAGCGAACGCCACUGCGGCUCGUGCGGCAACUCGUGCUACGGCGUUACCGAGAACCCGGUGACGUGCGAGGCCGGCGCGUGCAAAUGCAACUUCGGUGAGGUAUGCUGGGGGAGCUACUGCCCCGACUUUAACAACGACAAAUGGUACUGCGGCGGCUGCAGCACUUCUUGCUCCGACAACGAGAUCUGCUCGGGGGGCAAGUGCGUGGGGUGCCCUUCCGGCCAGGAUGGAUGCUAUGUCCCCGAGAGCAACAGAUACGAGUGCCGCGACAUUAUGUCGGACCCGAAGCGCUGCGGCACGUGCUGGACCCAGUGCCCCGAGGGGGUGGCAUGCGUCAACGGCGCCUGUGACUGCCCUGCCGGCAAGGUAUGGUGCCCCAACAUGUGGGACUGCAUCGACGUCCAGAACGACGCCAACAACUGUGGCGCGUGCAGCAAUUAUUGCGAGAGCGGCCCGUGCCGCAACGGCAAGUGCGUGGGGUGCGACGGUGGACAGACAUGGUGCGGCUCGUGGUUGGGGUGCGUCAAUACGCAAAACGACAACAACAACUGCGGCCAGUGCUGGAACUACUGCACUACCGGCUCCAACUGCGUCAAUGGCGAGUGCUCGGGCGGCAAUACUGGAUGCCCCCCCGGCCAGAUCAAGUGCAACUGGUGGGACCAGGAUUGCGUCAACACGGCCAACGACAACCAGAACUGCGGUUCUUGCGGCGUUCAGUGCGACGUCGGUAAAAACUGUGUUAAUGGCUCCUGUGUCUAG